UGUCAGUGGAACGGAAUUAUGAAGCUUCCUUCAUUCCGACUGUUUUUGGCAGUAAGUGGUGCAUUGACUGUUAGAGGCUGUGGGGAACAAUCUUUUUGAAUCUAAUAUCUAGUCUUUUUAACAACCUUUUUAAUACAUUGGGCUUAUGAAGCACUACUUUUUCCAUCAAGGUAUUUGAUGACACUUUUUUUUUUUUAAUAUAUAUUCAGUAUUCCAUUGAAUUGGAGACAGCAGAGGCACAAACAUGAAUAGUGGUGACUUUAUUGACACCAUAAUUUACAAUCACACACUCUGCAAUGGAUGGACCAACAGCACUGAAGGUGCCAUCUACCAUCUGGGUAACACCAUUCUUUUUUUGGGCUAUAUGGGUGGUAGUACAGCAUAUGGGGCUCUGUACAUCUUCAGUUUUUUGGCUCCCGCUUUCCUCUGUUUGGCUAUGUGGGGCUGGCUGACAGUGUGCGGCCUUGAUGUCUUCAUCUGGAACCUGCUGCUGAUGCUGCAGUGUUUGGCCCAGGUGUGUCAUCUGAUUUUUCGGCUGAUGCAGGAAGGUUUAGCCAACGAGGAGCUUUCUGCGCUUUACACGGCGGUCUAUCUGCCGCUGGAUGUACCUGUGCAGGUGUUCAAGGAGAUCACGGCUGCCAGCGAGAACAAAGUGCUUUCUCUAGCGACUGAGGAGACGUAUGCUGUGGAGGGGAAGACGCCCAUUGAUCAGCUGUCUUUUCUCAUUUCUGGCAGGAUUAGAGUGUCCUUAGAAGGUCAGUUUCUCCAUUACAUCUUUCCUCACCAAUUUCUUGACUCUCCUGAAUGGGAGUCUCUAAGACCAACAGAGGAGGGCAACUUCCAGGUGACACUAACCGCAGAGACUGACUGCCGUUACAUCUCUUGGCGCAGACGUCGGCUUUACCUUCUGCUGUCUAAGGAUCGUUACAUUGCUCGACUUUUCUCUGUCAUGCUCGGAAGUGAUAUUGCUGACAAACUGUAUUCUCUCAAUGAUAAACUGUUUGCCAAGAGCGGUGUGCGCCUUGAUAUUCGUCUGCCCAGUCUCUACCACGUCCUCGCCCCCUCGUCACAGGGCAGUGAGGGUGGCAGCACUAGCUCACCGCCCAGGGGAAGCCAAGGAGAUCCUACAGUCGUGAAGGUUGAUCCAGCACCGUCUAACCAGCGCUCAGAUGGAAGAAACUUCCAUCCGGACCAGGGAAAGACCCCUGUGCCCAAACCUCCACACCAGCUCUGGCCCUCAGACACAGAGAUGCCCUCUGGUGAGGACUCAACCAGCUUGGUUCUGGACGACUUUGCUGAUAUGACAGGCUCUCUAAUGGAUUACGGGAGUGAGAGGGAAUAUUUGAAGUAAAGAUUGGGGUUUUGAAGCAUAACACACUGGAACACUUCUUAAAUCACAAUGUAAGUACACAAGUAAGGAUUGACGGGUGGGUCGGUAUAGACGGGGCUGGUUUGCAUGAAGAGGCACAACUGCACUAACUGGACUUUUGAGCUGCACAAACACUGAGUGAUUAAGAGAAUGCAGAGUGAUGAAUGUGCAUGAUGAAUUGUUAUAUUUUGUGCUCUUUUUAGACCUGGAUUAUAUUUAUGUCUUUAGUGUCAUCUGCUGAAUUCAUAUGGAAGGAAGGCCCAUAGUUCAUUCAUAUAUAGUGAUUAUUAUAUUACAUUGAAAAUUGAAAGACGUCUUCAAAGGUUAAAAAGUUAAUGGUUUUUCCUUUAAAAUUUAUUUAUCUUAUUAUUAUAUUGAUAA
Molecule: messenger RNA, 1750 nt
Organism: Rhinichthys klamathensis goyatoka
Lineage: Eukaryota; Metazoa; Chordata; Actinopteri; Cypriniformes; Leuciscidae
Gene: popdc2
Product: popeye domain containing 2
Exons: 3
Coding region: 245-1351 (368 amino acids)
Cellular component (GO): sarcolemma
Molecular function (GO): cAMP binding
Source: RefSeq, a predicted model, not a curated record